Molecule: messenger RNA, 4867 nt
Organism: Symbiodinium sp. CCMP2592
Lineage: Eukaryota; Dinophyceae; Suessiales; Symbiodiniaceae
Source: the annotation of a GenBank genome assembly
GCAGAAGAGCCGCAGCUUGCAGGAGAAGAGCCAAAGUUUGCGAAGGAUGGCCAAGAAAGUCGAGCGCCUGCAGGCUCUGAAGCCAAAGAAGGAGGGCGUCACAGGCGUCUCGGGUUCGGGCCCGGCGGGCUCGGGCUCUCCCGACAACGAAGGGGAAGCUUCCGACGGGGAGGAGCUGACGGAGCCGGAGGAGGCCCGAGAGGAUCGGGAAGACCGGGAGGAGGCUGAAGCGUCCGUUUCCGGCUCGGCGGAAAGCGGCGCGCCGAGCCCUGUUUCGGGCUCCGACUCGCAGUCAGCUGCGGUUGAGAGCGGCGCUUCGGCCACGACGCCGCCGGGAGCGGAGGCGCUGGCAGCGGCGGAGGCGGAGGCGCUGCGGGUAGAGCGAGGCUUGGCUUCGGAAGCCGACGUUGCGGUGGCGACGAGCGAGGCUGCGAGCGAGGCGAGCGAAACGUUUCCGAAGCCAACGGAAGUCCUUCCGAAGCUCGAAGGAAGCGACCCUUUCUUUGAUGUGGGCCCGUGCUCGGAAGAAAGUCAAGCCGCGGAUGAUGUCUCGGCGGCACAGCCUUCGGCAGAGCCGAUGGAGGCGGAGGCUCAGGAACCACGCCCAGAGGCUCUCGCGGCGACAGGGACCAGCCCGCAGGCUUCCAAGAGCCCUCGCCGAGCGGUGUCAGCAGGAGUGCAGACCGACCGCGAGACGGAGACGCGUAUCUUUCAGGAUCUUUGGAAUCCCGAAGCGCCGGAAGCACCGGAUCCGGAAACAGAGGAUGUCAACUGCGGUGUGCUGCUCAGAGCUGCCGGGCAAGAAGAAGGGCAAGAACAGAGGCCGCCCGUGCCGGCGCCUGUGCUUUCCGUGCCUUCCGUGUCCGAGAUCAAAGUCUGCCCCAGCUGUGGAGCUUCGCUUCCUCUCCGCACACAGGCACAUCCUCUGCCAGCAGAAGCGCAAGCAGUUGUGGAUCCGCAGCAGGACGACGCCACAUCCACUGCGCAACAGCAGGAAGAAGAUGCUGAAGGCAGUGGUGAGGAGGUGCAUAUGGAAGCCAUGGCUGUGCAGCAAGGAAGGGCUGAUCCAGCUGAAGAGGGCGUUGCUGAAAGCGCAACUACAGGGCAGGGGGAUCUAUCCGCAGAUUCGCGAACUGCUGUGGAUCCGCAGCAGGACGAUGCCACAGCCAGUGCGCAAAAGCAGGAAGAAGAUGCUGAAGGCAGUGGUGAGGAGGGCGCUGCUGAAAGCGCAACUACAGGGCAGGGGGAUCUAUCCGCAGAUUCGCGAACUGCUGUGGAUCCGCAGCAGGACGAUGCCACAGCCAGUGCGCAAAAGCAGGAAGAAGAUGCUGAAGGCAGUGGUGAGGAGGCGCAUAUGGAAGCCAUGGCUGUGCAGCAAGGAAGGGCUGAUCCAGCUGAAGAGGGCGUUGCUGAACGCGCAACUACAGGGCAGGGGGAUCUAUCCGCAGAUUCGCGAACUGCUGUGGAUCCGCAGCAGGACGAUGCCACAGCCAGUGCGCAAAAGCAGGAAGAAGAUGCUGAAGGCAGUGGUGAGGAGGCGCAUAUGGAAGCCAUGGCUGUGCAGCAAGGAAGGGCUGAUCCAGCUGAAGAGGGCGUUGCUGAAAGCGCAACUACAGGGCAGGACGAUGCCACAGCCAGUGCGCAAAAGCAGGAAGAAGAUGCUGAAGGCAGUGGUGAGGAGGCGCAUAUGGAAGCCAUGGCUGUGCAGCAAGGAAGGGCUGAUCCAGCGGAAGAGGGCGUUGCUGAAAGCGCCACUACAGGGCAGGCGGAUCUAUCCGUAGAUUCGCAAGCAGCUGUGGAUACGCAGCACACCGUGCAACAACAGGAAGAAGAUGCUGACGGCAGUGGUGACUCAGAGGAGGCGCGUAUGGAAGCCACGGCUUUGCAGCAAGGAAGGACUGAUCCAGCUGAAGAGGGGGUUGCUGUGAGCAACACUACAGGGCAGGGGGAUGUAUCCGCAGAUGCGCAAGCAGCUACGGAUUCGCAGGAGGGCGCGCUGCUGUCUGUGCAGAAGGACGCGGAGCCUGCGGAGCCUGCGGAGCCAGAGGCUGCGGCGGAGAGCCGGGCCAGCGAGGCCCCGGAAGCGCCCGCGGAGCGAAGACCCAGCCGCCGCUCCCGCUCCGACGAAGAGCACCGCGUGGACCGCAUGGACCACCCAGCGGGCCCAAACGACCCAAAGGACCCCACGCACGCGGAGGCGGAGGAGGAAGAAAGCGACGUGGCCGUCGCCGCGCUGGAGCCGCUUUGCCAAAGCGCCGUGGGAGUGGCUCAGAGCAUCGAGGCGGCCCAGGCCCCCCAGCAGGGGGCCGUCCUUGGUCGGAAGAAGGCGACGGCAGAGACGGCCAGCCAGGUCGAGGUCUCGAUGCAGGCGCAGGCUUCGCAGACGCAGAUGGAGCUGAAGGAUUCCAUGACCCAAACGACGGCGGAGCCGGAGCCCUCCCUCGCCGAGGGCCUCGCGAUGCUCGCGUCUUCGCCCGCAAGGCCCCCGAGUGAGCUGCCACUUAGCCACGGCGGCGUCUCUCCAACGGAGGCGGUCGCGACCGACGCCGAGACGAAAGGAAGGAUCCGAGAAGCCAGCGCUCGAGCCCGUAAGGGAGCCUCUGCUCCGAGCUCGGAAGCUGAGAUGAGGGAGGAGGCCACGGAGGCCACGGAGGCCACGGACACUCCCACCGCUGCCUUCGUCCCAGCCGCCGACUUCCGCAAAACCAUGGAAGCUGCGCAUGACCGACUCCGGCGCUUCUCCCAAAACAGCUCGGGAUCCGAGGCCCAGGCGCAGGCGGCGGCCGAAGACCGAGGCUGCCGCGAGGGCCAAGGCGAAGGCGAAGAUCUUGCAGAGAACGGCAGCGACGGCAGCGGCACGAACGAGGACGAGGACGAGGUUCCCUUGCAUCAAAGCACCGCCACCGCCGGAGCCGGACGAAGGCUUAGUGCACCCAAGGUGCCAAGCAGCCUGGAAAGGAGCCUCCGUGUUCCCUCGAAGUCGAGACGCCGCAGGCGUCGCCGGAUCCGUGCUUCCCUGCGGCUCCUGAAAGCCAUGGAGGAGUCAGGGCGGCCAGCAGGCCAGGCGCUGACCAUGUCGAACAUCUCCGACAUCUUGCGAUCCAGGUCCGAGCGGUUGCAGACGGAGGACGAGCGCUGCUCGCGCUCCUCCGAGGAAGCGUCCGAGGCUUCCUCUUCGGAGCCCGAGGUGGCGGAGAAGAGUGCGCAGAGCAGCCUCAACUUGCCGCGCUGGAAGGAGCUUCCCGUCGAGAUUCUGGAGUGGCUCAAAGUGAACCUGAUGCAGUCGGAAGAAGCCGGAGUCCAUGGAGGAAUCUACGAGGUGACGCCUUUGGAGUCCUGGCCAGAGAUCUCGGAUGAAGCGAGGCUGCGCCUCGUUUUGGACUUCGAGGAGUUCUUGGGGCCCAAGGGCCUCUGCCGACCGAAGUUGUCCAAGUACGAGCUCUCCCAGAAACUGAGGGAGCGGGGCCUCCGCCACCACAGCGAGCCACCCGUCGCGGACGGGGGGCGAAGGCGGUUCCGCUUCCGCAGAGGAGGAGCCGAAGCCGAAGGAGGCGAAAGAGCUCCGCUCUACGAGUUCCCGCUGAACGCGGAGCCAGUGCAGAUUUCGGCCCGGCUGCGGCAAGCCAUGGCUUCCCAGUGGAGCCAAGCACAAGAAAGACAAGGACAAGCUCGUGAUGCUCACAGUUGGCGAGAGGACGGCUGGAAGAGGGCACCGAGGGCACCUCACCGUGACACGGAGCCAAGUGGCUUCUUCUCUUUGCGGGAAGGGCGAAGAGAAAGCCGGAGCAGAAGAGCGCGGCACUUGGGCCAGGCCUCCAGGUCGCCGUCCGAGCCGCGUCUUCACGUCGGCGGCUUCUCACCGAGUCGGCGCUUUUCGAGGUCCCCUCUCUCCCCUUCUGGCCGUUCCGAAAACGAUCCUUCCGGGUCCCCAAACGGCCCUAUGGGGGCCAUGGCAGCGGCGGUUCCCGGCCGCCGGAGACAGGAGAAGGAAUUCGCCGCAAGGCCGCUGCGCUCGCCGAGCCUCGGAGCCGGGCGGCACGUCCCGGGGCCGGGAGAGCUUUCGGGCCGGAGCUCGUGUGCGGAGCUCUUCGCAGAAGCCUUGGCCAGAGCUCUGGAAGGCUCUCGCAGGCGGCAGCAGCGAUGGGCUUGGCAGCGGCUGGGUGGACGGAGCUCUCGUGGCGAAAGCUCGAGUCCCUCACAGUCGCCUGAAGGCUUUCGAAGAGACGGUCGGGAGCGGGAGUGGGAGCGACUCAAGCCGCCUCUGGACUUCCACUGUCUUGGCACGACGGGCCGGCCGGUAGGCCCGGAGCGACUGGAGUCCACGUGGCAAGGUUUCAGCGAUCGCAGCUGGCUGCGCCCACCAGCACGUCCUCAUGGGCCAGACCUCCAUGGAGCAACGCAGCACGGCCUUGUGCCUGCACCGCCGCGUCCAAUGGCCAUGGCGGCCAAGCUGCCAAGGCGACCUGAUUUCUCCGGGAAGCGGCUGGGGCCGCCGGGGCCUCCGCCCGGGGGGCCUGCGGCGGCGCCCCAGGAGAAGUUCGAUCGAGAGAGAUGGCAGGCACGCCACAGCGGCCUUGAGAACUACAUCGGCUGUGUGGCCUGGAACUAUCGGGACAUUCAGGUGCCAAUGCUGAAAUCGGACUUUGCGGCCCAGAUGCGAGAUGAUCAGGCGCGUAACGACGCCGAUGCCCGCGUUGCCGCCUGGCAGCGGCACUUCAGGCUCUCAGAUCUGAGCCUCACCACUCGGAUUACCCGAAACGACGGAAAAGCCGGCCCGCCGCCGCGUCUUCCAAGCCUCCAGCCGAGGCCAGAAAGGCACGCGGUCCCCAGCGAGGAGCUCCAAGAGAAGGGUUGGACCGCUCGGUGA